GCAGAAAAGCCAAAGGCAGUGGGGUGGUUUAUCAGUCGGUUGGCAUUAUAAGUUCUUUUCAUUGUUAUAUAAUUGUUAAACCUUUAUACAGUCUAGUUUUUGAAAUUUCAAUCACUCAGUUUUAGGAAGGAAGCGCAAACGUCGCACCUGCCCUCGGGAGUAGUUUGGAGUUGCUCCACUCGUGUUUGUACCGGGGCAGAGGCGCAGUACCGUCCGAUACCUUUACCAUCACUGAGAGACUACGAGACGUGUUUUCAUUAUAGAGGCAUCACUGAAAGAACAAUCGCUGACAUAACGGGAACUAAACGCAUAUAACUCGACAUCAAGAGACAUUUCAGUCCAGGUGGACUACAACAACCACAUCAAAUAUAAAGUGACAGUUUACGGAAUAUCUUUCGGCACGUUAUUUUAACUGGCGAAAUGACUUCUGUUCAACCCUCAGUCAAAGGCUUCUUCACUUUUCAGCUGCUCUUUAAUUUCUUCUCAAGUGGGUUGGUAGAGGGAUCUCAUCUGCCUGAUCCACAGCUGCUUCCUGCCGAAGACACACACCUUCAGCAUGUUGGUGGCACACUCACGCUCAUCUGCAGAGGAUCAACUUCGCUGCACUGGAGGCUGGCUAACAGAAAUGUGUCAUCUGUACUUAUUGAGUCUUGUGAGGAGAGAAUGCACAAGCACUGCAGCAAGCUGGUCAUACACAACCUGAGGCACAGUGAUACUGGCUUCUACACAUGCAGUUAUCAUAAGUCCAGCGAUCAUGAGGUGUCCACAUAUGUUUUUGUUAAAGAUCCCAAUCAUCCAUUUGUGGAAGCUUUCAGUUCACCGGUCACGCUUUUUGCGUAUCGGAACGAACCCUUUUUUGUGGUCCCCUGCAGAACAACGUCCCCGAACCAACGUGUUUUCCUUGAGACUAUGAAUCCCAUGGGAGAUCAUAUAAAAAGUAGGAUGGAGGAUCUUUGGGAUCCAAAGAUAGGUUUCACAAUCCCCUUGAGACCUUAUGACAGCUACCAACUGAUUACAUGUGUGACCAGAGUGAAUGACACACAAUUUUCAUCGCUCUACAUCCUCAUAAGGCAAACUUUGGAGCUGAGAAACAUUGGCAUCGAACCAGAACGACCAAAAGUACUAGUUGGUGACACCCUGGUCCUCAACUGCUCUGCAGAGACCACUUACAAUGGCAGAAUUGAAUUUGAGUGGCAGUUUCAUAAGAGUCGGAUCAAUCGCACUCACCAAAUGAAAAUAACAAGGGACCCACCUGGCCAAAUCAUCGUCAUGACUAAAGCAUUAAUUGUACCUAAUGUUACAAUGGAGUACAAGGGCACAUAUGUGUGCAUAGCAUCAAAUGAAGAGAAAAGGCUUCAUGUUUCAACUAAAGUUACUGUAUACGAACAUCCAUUCCUCAAUGUGACCCACAAUAAACGCAAAUUCAUUUCUGCUAUAGAGGGUAGAAAGGUGCAGUUUGAGCCACGGGUCAAUGCCCUGCCUGCACCCGACAGAGUGUUGUGGUACAAAGAUGGAGUUGCUGUUUCAGAAAAUUCCACAUGUUAUGAGACUGUGGGCUUCAACCUCACCAUAAAACAAGUGAGGCAGAAGGAUGCUGGGAUCUUCACUAUCGCACUGUCAAACCAGGAAAAGGGUCUCUACAGAAACCUCAGCUACAAGCUGGAAGUCAGAGUGAAGCCAAAGAUCUAUGAGGAGGAUGUGGCUCCAGUGGGCCCCCAAACUUACAGAUAUGGGCAGAGGCACAAGCUCACCUGCACUGCAUUUGGGAUUCCCAUGCCAAACAUUACCUGGUUUUGGCAGCCUUGUGACCCCAGCACUGAUCUUACAGAGUGCAGACUUUACACUGAUCCUCUUUCUGUUGACGACGCCACUGAAUCACACAACCAUUAUCCUCAUAAUCUGAUUAAGGAUAUCAACACCAAGGUUGGAGUAUUAAAAAGUAAAAACAGGACUAUAAGCACCCUGCUGGUGAAAACAGCUAAUGUGUCUGGGAUCUACUUCUGUACAGCAAGGAAUGAACUUGGGAACCGGACCAUGAGAAUCCCUUUCUAUGUGGAUGAUCACCCACAGCCAUUUGAGAUUGAGCCCUCUACAGCUGUUGCAGGAGAUGACAUUACAUUGACCUGCAGAGGCACAAGAUACCUCUACGAUAGGUUGAACUGGUAUGAUCCACUGGGCCACAUGGUGCCCAAAGCCGAAACCACUCUUCAGAUCGAGCCAUACGCCAUAUCGUUGUCCAUCAAGCUGCCCAAUGUCUCCAGAAACCACACACUGGGUUAUGAAUGCCAGGCUUUAAACAUGAACUCCAACAAAAUGGUCAAUACAACAUCUGUUUUAACUAUUGAUGAGAGGCAAGGGCCCUGGUUGAUGCAGAAUCUGACCAAUCAGGAUGUGAACAGCAGCAGCACCCUGACACUGGCAUGCCUGGCUUAUGGUGUGCCAACACCCUAUAUCACAUGGUACAAAGACGAGACUCCUGUCACAGAAGGACCAGGAAUCACUCUAAAAGAUGAUGGCACUCUGAUCAUUGAGCGGGUGAAGAAGGAUGAUGAGGGCAUUUAUGAAUGUCGUGCCAGCAAUGCUGGAGGGGAAGCAAAAACCAGUGCAGUCAUUACUGUAGUGGGAGAAGACGGUAAACCAAAUAUUGAAGUGAUCAUCUUGGUGUCUACUGGAGCAGCAGCAACAUUCCUGUGGAUAAUGCUCAUUCUCUUUAUCCGUAAAUUAAGAAAACCAAGUUCAGCAGAUUUAAAGACAGGGUACCUGUCCAUCAUCAUGGAUCCCGACCAAAUGCCCCUUGAUGAGCAGUGUGAUCGCCUGCCCUAUGAUAGUAACAAAUGGGAGUUCCCUAGAGACCGCCUCAGACUUGGUAAAACUUUGGGCCACGGAGCAUUUGGAAAAGUUGUAGAGGCCUCUGCAUUUGGCAUUGACAAGAUUUCUACUUGCAAAACGGUGGCUGUGAAAAUGCUGAAAGUGGGAGCUACAAACAAUGAGUGGAGAGCUUUAAUGUCUGAACUGAAGAUUCUGAUCCAUAUUGGUCAUCAUCUCAAUGUGGUCAAUCUGCUAGGAGCCUGCACAAAGCGUGGAGGUCCGCUAAUGAUAAUCGUGGAAUUCUGCAAGUAUGGAAACCUUUCUAACUACUUGAGAAGUAAGAGGGGUGACUUUGUGGUUUAUAAGUCUCAGGACGGUAAGGCUCUGCGUUCCAGCUCCGGGUGUGAUCUGAGCGAGCUCAUCAAGCGCAGGUUGGAGAGCGUGGCUAGCACCGGAAGUUCAGCCAGCUCCGGCUUCAUUGAAGAUAAGAGCUACUGCGACUCGGAGGAAGAGGAGGAAGAGCAAGAGGAUUUGUAUAAGAAAGUGCUUACAUUGGAAGACUUGAUUUGCUACAGCUUUCAAGUGGCUAAAGGCAUGGAGUUCUUGGCUUCGAGAAAAUGUAUUCACCGCGAUCUGGCCGCACGAAACAUCCUAUUGUCUGAAAACAACGUUGUGAAGAUUUGCGAUUUUGGACUUGCAAGAGAUGUAUACAAGGACCCAGACUAUGUCCGUAAAGGAGACGCCAGACUUCCCUUAAAGUGGAUGGCGCCAGAGGCGAUAUUUGACAAGAUCUAUACUACUCAGAGUGACGUGUGGUCUUUUGGAGUGCUCAUGUGGGAGAUCUUCUCUCUUGGUGCCUCCCCUUACCCUGGCUUACACAUUGAUGAGGAAUUCUGCUGCCGACUGAAGGAGGGCACGAGGAUGAAAGCUCCUGAAUACUCCUCCUCUGAAAUAUAUCAAACCAUGUUAGACUGCUGGCAUGGAGAAGCAUCCCAGAGGCCCACUUUCACAGAACUGGUAGAGAGGCUAGGAGAUCUGCUCCAGGCUAGUGUGCAGCAGGAGGGAAAGCAUUACAUUCCAAUCAACACAGCCCUGUUGACCAAAGCAGACCCCUCAAACCCGAGCCCCACAAAGGAGACCUCCUCCAGACCUGUCUCUCUUAGAGACUCCGGGAUGGCUUGGAACAUCAAGAUCCGCCCAGCGAGUGUGAAGACCUUUGAUGAAGUUAUCCUGGAGAAUGGAACCAACAAGAUCCACGAGGGUGGGCAGUCAGAUAGUGGGAUAGGUCUAUCUUCAGAUGACCUGAAGACACUGAAACGCCUGGAGUCACUGGCCCGACCGCAGAGUUUCAUGGCCCGAGCGAUGAAGAGCAAAAGCAAGGAGUCCGUUCUGCUGGAGGGUGAAAAGGAGAAAUACCCAGCGCUUGUUCCCUCACUGGACCUGAGUCUGGAGGACUCCUCUCUUGACCCGGAGCUGGAAUGUCACAGCCCACCUCCAGACUAUAACUAUGUGGUCCGUUACUCCACACCACCCGUCUGAGUUGGUCUGCACUUGUAAGCCACCAGAAGUCUGAUUGGUUGGGUGCACAUUCUAUCAAUUUCAUUUUUUUCUGUUCCACUUUAUUCUGAUAUUGGAAUGGUCAUCAGAGUUUCACAUUUCCUCUUUCUGUGCAUCUUUUCAAGGUAGUGUAUGAGUACAUGAGUACAGUGGACUGCCACUCAUAUCACUGUGGCAGUCUGAGAUACAGCUACAGACCACCUCAGGUAUUCCUGCUGUCUACUGUGAACAAAAAGCACAUUUUAUUACAAUAACGGCGCUGUUUUCCCCAGUGAAAUGGCAUUCUU
Rhinichthys klamathensis goyatoka is the source of this 4652-nucleotide messenger RNA. RefSeq names its product kinase insert domain receptor like (gene kdrl). Gene Ontology annotation, molecular function: transmembrane receptor protein tyrosine kinase activity; ATP binding. Bases 421 to 4347 code for a protein of 1308 amino acids. Gene Ontology annotation, biological process: protein phosphorylation; cell surface receptor protein tyrosine kinase signaling pathway; positive regulation of kinase activity. The record is from RefSeq and is a predicted model, not a curated record. The transcript has 30 exons. Gene Ontology annotation, cellular component: signaling receptor complex. NCBI's taxonomy places the organism in Eukaryota, Metazoa, Chordata, Actinopteri, Cypriniformes, Leuciscidae.